UUUGGUUAAAACAAAAGAUAUUAAUUAGAGAGAAAGAGAGAUGGAGAAGAAGAGAGGACAUGUAUUGGCAGUUCCAUAUCCAACGCAAGGACACAUCACUCCAAUCCGCCAAUUCUGCAAACGACUUCACUACAAAGGUCUCAAGACCACUCUCGCUCUCACCACUUUCAUCUUCAACUCCAUCAAACCUGACCUUUCUGGUCCGAUCUCCAUAGCCACCAUCUCCGACGGCUAUGACCACGGCGGCUUCGACACAGCUGGCUCCAUCCACGACUACCUCCAAAACUUCAAAACUUCCGGCUCCAAAACCAUUGCAGACAUCAUCCGCAAACACCAAACUAGCGAUAACCCCGUCACUUGUAUCGUCUAUGAUGCUUUCAUGCCUUGGGCGCUUGACGUUGCUAGAGAGUUUGGUUUAGUUGCCACUCCUUUCUUUACGCAGCCUUGUGCUGUUAACUACGUUUAUUAUCUUUCCUACAUAAACAAUGGAAGCUUGGAGCUUCCCAUUGAGGAAUUGCCUUUUCUUGAGCUUCAAGAUUUGCCUUCCUUCUUCUCUGUUUCUGGAUCUUACCCAGCUUACUUUGAGAUGGUCCUUCAGCAGUUUAUAAAUUUCGAAAAAGCUGAUUUCGUACUCGUUAAUAGCUUCCAAGAGUUAGAACUUCACGAGAAGGAAUUGUGGUCGAAAUCUUGUCCCGUGUUGACAAUUGGUCCGACUAUUCCAUCAAUUUACUUAGAUCAACGUAUCAAAUCAGACACCGACUAUGAUCUCAAUCUAUUUGGAUCGACAGAUGCUUCCUACUGCACUAACUGGCUCGACACGAGGCCACAAGGGUCGGUGGUGUACGUAGCAUUUGGAAGCAUGGCCCAGCUGAAUAAUGUGCAGAUGGAGGAGCUUGCUUUAGCAGUAAGCAAGUUCAGCUUCCUAUGGGUGGUCAGAUCUUCAGAGGAGGCUAAGCUUCCAUCAGGAUUUCUUGAGACAGUGGAUAAAGAGAAAAGUAUGGUCUUGAAAUGGAGUCCUCAGCUUCAAGUUCUGUCAAACAAAGCCAUUGGUUGUUUCUUGACUCACUGUGGCUGGAACUCAACCAUGGAGGCUUUGACCUUUGGGGUUCCCAUGGUAGCAAUGCCUCAAUGGACCGAUCAACCAAUGAACUCAAAGUACAUACAAGAUGUGUGGAAGGCUGGAGUUCGGGUUAAGACAGACAAGGAGAGUGGGAUUGCUAAGAGGGCAGAGAUUGAGUUUAGCAUUCAGGAAGUGAUGGAAGGAGAGAAGAGCGUAGAGAUGAAGAAGAACGUGAAGAAAUGGAGAGACUUGGCUGUCAAGUCACUCAAUGAAGGAGGUUCUACAGAUAUCAACAUUGACACAUUUGUAUCAAAGGUUGAGAGCAAAUAAGCUACUCACAUAAGGCAGUAACGAUCGGUCUAUAAUUUCUUGUUGAGUAUGUCUUUCAUUCAGCAUAAUCUUCAGUUGAUUUUUCUUAUGUUGUAUGUUCAAAUCCUUAUAUUUCAUCUUGUUGAAAACAAUAAAAAGAUUCAAUGCAACACCUUACUUUACCACCA
Messenger RNA from Capsella rubella, 1557 nucleotides. RefSeq names its product UDP-glycosyltransferase 74F2. The coding region runs from base 41 to 1390 and encodes 449 amino acids. The record is from RefSeq and is a predicted model, not a curated record. Lineage: Eukaryota; Viridiplantae; Streptophyta; Magnoliopsida; Brassicales; Brassicaceae. Gene Ontology annotation, molecular function: UDP-glycosyltransferase activity. The transcript has 2 exons.